CUCUCUCUCUCUCUCACACACACACACACACACACACACAUAUGUAUAUACAUAUAUAUACACACAUAUCUUCACUGGCAAAGACAACUGAGGUGUCACUUUGUGCAGGCUGUGUGACAGUGACAAAAGUAAAUAGGGGAUGACAUCUUCUCAAAUUGAUCAGAGUCCUUUGGGGAUGACCGAAAAGUGGAUAGACGAUGUUAAUUGCACCAAAGUGGUGCACUCUGGGAUGGGCUUAGCACAGGCUGUUGGGAACCAGAGAGUUCUCUCCUUCUCUCUGGGUGGAUGUGAUCAGGGAAAGCUUGGAGAAAGUGACAUUUAUGCUAAGCCUUAGGGGUCACACAGAGAUUAACCAGACAGAGGUGGGGGGAUUAGAGGCUGAGACACUGUGUGCAGGAGGCCCUGCUGCAAUCCUAGAGAAUGCCUAUGAAUGCACGGUGGAGCUACUGAGGCAUAGAGAAUGGACCUCAGUGGGUUGGACCACAAGGAGACCUCGUGUGCCAUGCUAAGACGCUUGCAGUUUAUCCCCAAGCUCCAGGGAGCUAUUGAAAAGAGGUUUUAAGCAGAACACCAGCCAUGAUCAGAUUCGCGUGUUAAGGAGGCUCACCCUGGCAGCCUGUGUGCUGUGGAUUGGAGGAGCCCAAGCUGGGGACAGACAGAUCAGUCCGGAUUUCGUGGGAUUUUCUCUAUGGUUUUACAAAUCUGAGGCUGGCAGGGGCGGUUCUGGCGACAUACCAGCUUAGACAGAAAGGAAAAUCUCCGAGACCAUCUGCAAAGGCUUCCCCACUCAGCUGGAUCCCACUGUCCUUUGCUGAUGAGGACCUGUGUAACCAUACCCCUAUCCUCCUGGAGGUCUCAGCCCCCUUAGCUCUCAGAACUUAAUCCGGAAGGCUCAGGCUGGUCUGGGCCCCCUCGGACAGUCUGCUGGGCCCCCAGCCUCCUUACAGCCUGAAAUGCUGGGCCCCAGAGCCAAAACAUUGUCUUUCUUCUCACACCCAGCAGGCCGUGUCAGUGCACAGAACAGCCAUUGAAACACUGCCCUUGCCGUGUUAGUUACGGCCAGCGGCUUAGUCACGCUUCCAGGGUCCUUUCUUCUGGGACAAGCCUGCCCUUGUGCUCAGAGCCCUCCUCACACAGCAGCCCAGCUCGAGGCAGCUGCAGAGCCCCCACCAACCCUAAUAGCUACUUUAGAGAUGCCGCCAGCGGGAACCACAGCUUAAUGUCAACAUGAACACCGCGCAAGCCUGCCUCUGCCUCCGUGAGAGUCAGCGACCAGCCUCUGUAAAGGUGCUCCUGGAAUACGGAUCACAGCUUCACAGCAUCACAGGGAGGUAGCCCGCUGUGUGCAUUUAUUAAGCACCUUCAGUAUGCACCUGCCUGUGUGGGGCAUACUUGCGUUCUAUAGUAAAACUGUGUUUGAGGCUGUGCUGUGCAGUAGUUGAGGCACGGAUCUGGAGAGAAACAUUGGAAUGUUGGCUCUUGUGUUUGCCAGCUGUGGUGUUUCAGGAAAUUACUCCUUUUUUCUUUUCUUUUCUUUUCUCUUUUUUUCCCUAUCAGUAUAAUUGGGAUGUUACAAUAUCUAUCCCAUUAGAUUGGUGAGAGUACAGUGGCAUGACUUCAUAACUCACUUUGCUGAGUGCGUGGGGUCACUGGGGACUCAAUGGAAGCCAUGGUUGACUCCUUCCUUAUUGCUGUUAUCAUUCCUGGACCGUCAUUGCCACUGUCCAAACCAGUAUCAUCCUCACAUCACAGAUGGAGCUGAAGCCCAGAGAGGUUCAGCAAUUUCUCCUGGGUCACACAGCUGGCCAGCAGCAGAAGUGGGAUCUGAAACCUUUGUCCAGUGUUCCUGACACAGAGGUUACCCCUUUGGUUCCUGAGACUGACGAGGGCAAGGAGAGCUAAGGGAUGGGGGAAAUGGUGGCCCCUGGGCAGAAGCUACCAACAAGGGGCUUGCGGCUGCCAGAAAGAAGUGAUGGUGACAUUUGAAACCCACAGGGACAGAAGCCCACCAGUGUGCUGACAGGUGUCAAGAGCCAGGAUGCUGGGAUGAUGCCCUUGGAGGCCCUGGUGUCCCCCCUGCCCAGGUGCUAGGAGCCGUCCCCAGGCUCCAACUGGGAGCCCUGCUGCCCAGGGGCAUGGCCAAACCUUUCUUCAGACUCCAGAAGUUUCUCCGCAGAACACAGUUCCUGCUUCUCUUCCUCACGGCCGCCUACCUGAUGACCGGCAGCCUGCUGCUCCUGCAGCGGGCCAGAGUGGCCCUCCCACAGGCCCUCCGGGCUCCCGGCAGCCUGCAGGCCUUACCAGUGGCCACUGUGGCACUGGGUGUGGGUCUGCUGGACAGCAGGAGCCUUCAUGACCCCCAUAGUAGCCCUGACCUACUACUUGAUGUGGACACACUAAGGAGUCCUCUGGCCCGAGUGCCACCUGGAAUCCGCUGGCCCCGGAGAAACCGCAGCUCACUGCGGCGGCGCUGGCUCCACCACCUGACCAGUGACCCGCAGGGGCCACCCACCCUGGGCCCAGAGGCCUCUGGACCAGCCAGCCAUAACCAAGGCAAUUACCUGGGAUGCUUCAGUGAGGAGGGCCAGGAGAGAACCCUGAAGGGGGCAGUGUUUUACGACUUGAGAAAGAUGACUGUGUCCCACUGCCAGGAAGCUUGUGCUGAGAGGUCCUAUGUCUAUGCUGGCUUGGAGGCUGGAGCAGAGUGCUACUGUGGGAACAGGCUGCCGGCCACACGUGUCAGCCUGAAGGAGUGCAACCAGGAGUGCAAGGGGGAGAAAGGCUCCAUGUGUGGGGCUCUCCACCGACUCUCCGUGUAUAGUGUGGGGCUGCAGCAGUCAGGAGCCAAGAAGCGGUGGACUGCCACCUACCGAGGGUGCUUCCCGCUGCCUGAGAAUAUCACCCGCACCUUCUCCUCCUCCAUGACACAGGCCAACGUGACUGUGGAGACGUGUUCUGGAUUCUGUUCCCAGAAAGAGUUUCCUCUAGCCAUCCUCCGGGGCUGGGCUUGCUACUGUGCCUACCCUACCCCCCAAUUCAGCCUGCGGGACGCUGUGGAUGGAGCACUGUGCAGCCAAGGCACGGAGGCACAAGGGCUACCUGGCUACUGUGAGGUCUACCAGACACCUGUGCAAGACACCCGGUGUACAGACAGGAAGUUCCUGCCCAACAAGUCUAAGGUGUUUGUGGCUCUGUCAAGCUUCCCGGGAGCUGGGAACACAUGGGCAAGGCACCUGAUCGAACAUGCCACUGGCUUCUACACAGGAAGCUACUACUUCGAUGGAACCCUGUACAACAAAGGGUUCAAGGGUGAGAAGGACCACUGGCGGAGCCGGCGCACCAUCUGCGUGAAGACGCACGAGAGUGGCCGGAGGGAGAUUGAGAUGUUUGACUCAGCCAUCCUGCUGAUCCGGAACCCUUACCGGUCCCUAGUUGCUGAAUUCAACAGGAAAUGCGCUGGACACCUGGGCUACGCCCCUGACCGCAACUGGAAGAGCAAAGAAUGGCCGGACUUUGUGAAUAGCUAUGCCUCCUGGUGGUCCUCACACGUCCUAGACUGGCUCAAGUAUGGGAAGCGGCUGCUGGUCGUGCACUAUGAGGAGCUGCGGCACAGCCUGGUGCCCACGCUUCGGGAGAUGGUAGCCUUCCUCAAUGUGUCCGUGAGCGAGGAGCGGCUUCUCUGUGUGGAGAACAACAAAGAGGGCAGCUUCAGGAGGCGUGGCCGGCACCCUCACGACCAGGAGCCCUUCACCCCUGAAAUGAAGGACUUGAUCAAUGGCUAUAUCAGGACAGUGGACCAGGCCUUGCGUGACCACAACUGGGCUGGACUGCCCAGGGAGUAUGUGCCCAGAUGAUAGGCCCAUCCUGGUUUCCUGCUCCUGCUGAGAUGCGGUUACACUUAUGGGCUGGACACUGCUCUAGUGCAUUGAUCUGUGGAGACCCCUGGGAUGCGUGGGGGCUGACACAUAGUCAGCAGCGUGUUCUUGCAGGGACUGCUUUGUGUGCGGGGGAUCCUGAGCAGAACGAGGCUGACCCAGAGAGAUGCGCAUCAUAGGACACUCCUUGCCGGACACUUACGCAUCCUCAGACACACGUAGACAUCACCCCAUUCUCACAGUGACCAUUUUAAUGUGCCUAAGCCACUUGAGUGGGGUGGGUCAGACACUCCCAGCUUUGCACACACAGCCAGAAAUGGACAGACACACAUACACAUGUGCCAGGGUGUAUACCUGCAAAGACUGGCUAUCUGCUUUCACACAUACACAUGUGCAUACACUCAAGGCUGCAGGAGGCCCUGGGUUUCCUGGGUUCAUUUGGGCACAGACUGGCUUUUGGGGGCCCUUGGCUCUGGAAUACUGUACUGGGGAGGCACCGUUGAUAUGUGUAGUACUCUGGGGACUGAAGGUGCACAGACAGACUGUUGCUGAUGGGUACCAUAUGACCCUGGCUGCUUGUCUGACAUCCCAUAAAUGUGUGUGCUGUGACAUCCUGGGCACUGCAAACACUGUCUCUGCCUCUCUCUUCUCCGUGGAUGGUGACUGGCCACACUAUAGCAGUAUGGAGCCCAGUACUGUCCCCCAAACCCCCAACAAGCCCACAUGCUGACUUUAAGACACCCACUACUAUUCAGCUUAGCCUAGUUACUCUUUUUCAACUAACAUCAGGGCAGCUCAGAGAAGGCCACAUGCUUCUUUGUCCAACUGUUUUGGGAAACUAGAGCAUCAAAACCCUGCCCAUAAGUGGGGGAAGGGCAGAGAAAAGGAUCGGGGCUUGGCCUCUGGGGGAUCUCCAGAGUCACAGGAGACUAUGCAGCAGGAGGGGUUUGUGGUGGACGUGGGAGACCCUAGACCUCAGGGACCACUAGGACCAGUUGCCCCACAUGUUAGCAGGCCCCUACCAUGUGAAAGUCACACAGAUUCUAUUAAAACCAAGCAUAGAGACAUCCUCCCACAUGCUCAGCACUUAAGAGGUGGAAGCAAUAGAAUUGAGUGAUCACGGUCAUCUUCAACUACAUAGUGGAUUUGAGGCUAGCUGAACUACACACACACACACACACACACACACACACACACACACACACACACACGUGUGCUAGGUAUCCCUUGGCGAAGCUUGGCAUACUGCUGCCUCUCCCCAGGUAGCAGAGCUCUCCUUGAUGCUGCAUCCACUCUGACAUCGCCACCAAGUCACUGCCUCUGCCACACUCUCGGUCUUUCUCUUUGUGGCCAACCUUGCUUCCUCUCCUUGUCCUUUUCUAUCACUGAAGGAUGGUAAAAUACUGAUACAGUCUUA
Rattus norvegicus (Norway rat) is the source of this 5292-nucleotide messenger RNA. RefSeq names its product WSC domain sialate O sulfotransferase 1 (gene Wscd1). Lineage: Eukaryota; Metazoa; Chordata; Mammalia; Rodentia; Muridae. The record is from RefSeq and is a predicted model, not a curated record. Gene Ontology annotation, molecular function: sulfotransferase activity. Gene Ontology annotation, cellular component: Golgi membrane.